UCAGUUUAGUUCCGUCUCCAUCGAAACUUGUCCAACGAAAAACGCGAACGGAGCGCCAGUGCAGGCGACAAUAAAAGUAUGGGCACAAAUUCGUAUCAAAAUGAAAGUGGAAAUCGUGUGAUGUCAUGUUGACGACAAAACUGUGUUCUGCUCUGCCGUUUUUUGUUAAUUGAAACAACUUCCUGCACUGCUGCGCUGCCUACUGCUGCUGUGUGGGUGUGGGCGAGUGUGCAACACGCGCCUGGAAUAUAAUUUUGUUGUUCAAAGUGCGACAAGUGCAAAAACAAACGCACAUUUUGGCUUGUGAAAAAGAAUUUAAUUGAACAGAAAUUCCAAUUUUCAUUACACUUCACUGAAGAGCAGCACAAAAGAGAAAAGGUAAAACGCACACGCACACACCAGCGCAGCGCAGAGCUGAGAACAUCACAGUGUGUGUGUGUGUGUGUGUGGAGUUAUGAACGCCUCCCCACAUUUUGAAUGUGUGUGAGUGCGCGCUCCACGUCCGGCAUAAACAAAAAGAGACGAAAAACUUUUAUUGAUUUCCCUCCAAAAACAAAAACAGAGGGAGAACAAGAAAUCUACGAUUCCGCCCAAGCAACAGGAGAGAGACAGGCGGAGCCGCUGCCACGCCUACGGGCUGCCUUUACCGUCCGAUCCAGCCACACUCCCCUCUCCAUAAGCAGCACCCUCUUCUCCACCAGCCAUGUCCAGUCCCAGCCAAACGGAGGGCAGCCAAUCCCUUGAGGAGCUGCGCAUGGAAGUGGAGCGUCUGACCCGGGAACUUGACCAGGUUUCCUCCGCCAGCGCCCAGUCCGCGCAAUAUGGCUUAUCCCUGCUGGAGGAGAAGUCGGCGCUGGAGCAGAAAUGCGAGGAGCUGGAAACGCUCUACGACAACACCCGGCACGAGCUGGACAUCACGCAAGAGGCCCUCACAAAGUUCCAAAGCUCACAGAAGGUCACCAACAAGACGGGCAUCGAGCAGGAGGAUGCACUGCUCAAUGAGUCCGCGGCCAGGGAAACCUCGCUCAAUCUGCAGAUCUUUGAUCUGGAGAACGACACGAAACAGCUGCGCCAUGAGCUGGAGCGUGUGCGGAACGAGCGCGAUCGCAUGCUGCAGGAGAACUCGGACUUUGGUCGGGACAAGAGCGACAACGAGGCGGAUCGACUGCGUCUCAAGUCCGAGUUGAAGGAUCUUAAGUUUCGGGAGACGCGUAUGCUCAGCGAGUACUCGGAGCUGGAGGAGGAGAACAUAUCGCUGCAGAAGCAGGUCUCCAAUCUGCGUAGCUCGCAGGUGGAAUUUGAAGGUGCCAAACAUGAGAUUCGUCGUCUCACCGAAGAGGUUGAGCUGCUGAAUCAACAGGUCGAUGAGCUGGCGAAUCUCAAGAAGAUUGCCGAAAAGCAAAUGGAGGAGGCCCUGGAGGCAUUGCAGGGGGAACGCGAAGCAAAGUAUGCGCUGAAGAAGGAGUUGGAUGGCCAUUUGAAUCGUGAGUCCAUGUAUCACAUCAGCAAUCUGGCCUACAGCAUACGCAACAAUAUGGAGGACAAUGCCAGCCAGAAUUCGGAUGGCGAGGAGGAGAAUCUAGCACUGAAACGCCUGGAGGCUGACCUGAGCACCGAACUGAAAUCUCCCGAUGGCACCAAAUGCGAUCUCUUCUCCGAAAUCCAUCUGAACGAGCUGAAGAAGCUCGAAAAGCAGCUGGAGAGCAUGGAGAACGAGAAAACCCAUCUGACGGCCAAUCUGCGGGAGGCACAAACGAGUCUGGACAAGUCACAAAAUGAGUUGCAGAACUUCAUGUCCCGCCUGGCACUAUUGGCCGCCCAUGUGGAUGCUUUGGUGCAGCUCAAGAAGCAGAUCGAUGUCAAGGACCAGACGGCUGGACAGGACCAGAAGGACGAACUGCAGCAGCAGCUGCGGGCAAUCAUCUCGCAGUACGCCAACUGGUUCACGCUCUCAGCCAAGGAGAUCGAUGGCCUCAAGACUGACAUUUCCGAGCUUCAAAAGGGGCUGAACUACACGGAUGCCACCACCACGUUGCGCAAUGAGGUGACCAAUCUGAAGAACAAGCUCCUGGCCACCGAGCAAAAGUCCCUGGAUCUGCAGAGCGAUGUGCAGACCCUCACGCACAUCUCCCAGAAUGCCGGCCAGAGCCUGGGCUCGGCGCGUAGCACUCUGGUGGCCCUCAGCGAUGAUUUGGCUCAGCUUUAUCAUCUGGUCUGCACUGUCAAUGGGGAGACGCCAACGCGUGUCCUACUGGAUCAUAAGAGCGAUGAUAUGAGCUUUGAGAACGAUUCGCUUACUGCCAUCCAAUCGCAGUUCAAGUCUGAUGUGUUCAUUGCUCGUCCACAAAUCGUUGAGGAUCUGCAGGGUCUGGCCGAUUCGGUGGAGAUCAAGAAGUAUGUGGACACGGUCAGCGACCAGAUCAAGCAUUUGAAGACAGCUGUGGAGCAUACCAUCGAUUUGAACAAACACAAAGUUCGUUCCGAGGGUGGAGAUGCUGUGGAAAAGGGCAACACCGAGGAAAUGGAAGAGUUGCAGGAGCAAAUAGUCAAGCUCAAGAGUUUGUUGUCGGUGAAACGCGAACAAAUCGGAACCCUGCGCAAUGUGCUCAAGUCAAACAAACAGACCGCCGAGGUGGCUCUCACCAAUCUCAAGUCCAAGUACGAGAACGAAAAGAUCAUUGUCAGCGACACCAUGUCCAAGCUGCGUAACGAGCUCCGUUUGCUCAAAGAGGAUGCAGCUACCUUCUCCAGUUUGCGUGCCAUGUUUGCUGCACGCUGCGAGGAGUAUGUCACUCAGGUGGAUGAUCUGAAUCGCCAGCUGGAGGCUGCCGAGGAGGAGAAGAAGACUCUCAAUCAGCUGCUGCGUCUGGCUGUCCAGCAGAAGCUGGCCCUCACACAGCGUCUGGAGGAGAUGGAAAUGGAUCGCGAAAUGCGUCAUGUGCGUCGUCCGAUGCCACCGCAGAGCGGCACACGCGGCAAAUCCUCGUUCAGUACACGUCCAUCGAGCAGGAAUCCAGCGAGCAGUAAUGCCAAUCCCUUCUAACAUAAAAUCAGCGUGCAGCGUAAACUUUUGGCUUUAGUUUAUACUUUGCUUAAGUUGUAAGUUCGUUGGAGUUCCUUCAGAGAGAGAGAGAGAGAGAUACAUAAAGAGAUCAGCCCCCUGCAGCAAUACAGCAACACAAAAACGUACUGCAGAUUGAGAACGAUUUGAGAACGAAGCUAUAACUAUUCUCCAUCUAACUACUAUAACUAUAUAUUUGUUUGUAUUGUAUUUGUAUUUAUUGAAAGUUUAGUUAGAAUGAAAGUUUUGUGUUAGACAAGAUCGAAAGCAGUAAAUGGUUAUUAACGGUUAGUUACUUAAACGUCCAAUUAAUUUAAUUAAAACGAAACGAAAAGUGUGAGGUAACGAGAAGAUAUAACGUAACGAAUUGUAUUUUUCUAAAUGCGAAUCACAUGUACUAUAUGUAUUCGAUAGCGUCCUAGUAUGAUUUCAAUCUGAGUUUUGUUAAGUUUCGCGUUGAUUAUUUGAUUUUUGUUAUCAACGCUGUGCGCAAGCAAAGAAAAGUAAAAAAACAAAAAAACGAGAGAAAUUGAUAAACAAUGUUGACGUUGAACAAACGAAAUUGGUAUUGGCAAUUGUGGUAUCAUGUAUUGUAUUAAUUGGCCUGCCCUGCCCGAUAACCAAGAGUAUUUUCACAAGGGUUCGUACAGUCGUACCCCCUAAAAAUGUACGUAACACGAACAAGAGGAGAAGACCCCUCCCUCCUCGCCGAAAUGUAUAUUAUCGAUGGUGUUCGCAAGCCAUUGUUGUACCAACACUGUAGCAAACAAGCUACAAAGUCUCAAAGACGAUUCUGAUGAUGAUUAUUUGUAUUUAUAGAGCGCCACUGGGGUCUCGCGAAAAUGAAGAAAUUGUAGGAAAUUAAUUAUUGUUUGCAAUGGAGAAAAAAAAACCUAGUUUUUUUUGUGGUUCACACUUAGCAUUAAUUGCAGAAAUAACAUAUGAUUUGUGCAUUAUUAUUUAAUUUAAUUAAUAAAUUACAAACACACAAAAAUAUCAAGCAAGUAAAUAAGAAUUUUGUUUUCAUUUCCAAUGAGUUUUGUUAUUUUUGUUGCUGUAGGAAAAUAUAGAAUAUCUUGUGCCACGCCACGCCUAAUGAAACCAUUAGACGAACUUACGAUCAUAUAUUCUUUCAGCAGCAACAAGCUCUUAUGGCCUUAAUAUAAUACACACUUUAUGGUUUAACACACACACAAAAUAAAUAACUUUGGUGAUUACCAAGCAGCUUAACCGAACAUACAAAAUAGCGAGACAAAGCGUUAAAGUUUAAAUAAAUAUUAUUAUCGUAGCUAAUUAAACACGAAAGUAGUGUCCAACCAACAGAGCACAUUAUCUAGUAGCAGUACCCAUCCAGUCUACCCUCCAAGAGAUGGAAACUUUGUUGCUUCAUUUUGGGUUUACGAUGUUUCGUUUUCGUUGUCAAUCGAAAGAGGUGGAGAUUCUACAUGAAAUUUAUAUAUACAAGAUCGUAUAUUGUGUAAAUUACCGAGCCAUUAAAUUGAAUUUAUAUUUAAAGUACACAAACGACACUGAAACACACACACACUCAGACACACAAACACACAACGUCCAUUCAUGCAUUCACAGAUAAAAACUCCUCGGAGUUGCCUAUGAACAAAUUAUUUAUGAAAAAAAACCAAACUCUAACCAAUUGUAAAUAUAUUUAUAUACAUAUGGAAGUUAGUAGAGAUAUCGAGCCAGAAACAAAAGCAAAGCAAAACAAACAGAAAAUACAUACAUAUUUCAAAAUAAUGAUUUUAUUGUAAUUUUUACCGUCCCUUUUUGCGAACGAACUAAAAAAUACAAAGUCUAUUUAUGCAAAACCAAUCACUGAACCAAUAACGAACAAAAAAAAAGCAACUUUCAGUUCAUCAGAGAUCAUAUAUUAAGCUACUCAAAUACCAUAAAAUAAAACUACCUACAUACAUACAUCGAUUGAUCGUUCAUCCAACCAGCCAAAAUAUUGAUAGCCAAUAUGGAUACUACAUACAUACAUUAAAAUAAAACAUACAUACAUAUGACAUAAAGAUAUUUCAAUUGCGAGUAGGCGACCAUGGAUGAUAGCCGCCGCCAAAGAGAGAGAUAGAGUGGUGGUGGUGGCGUCACAAAAAGCAAAUAGUUUUCUAUUUCCCAAAAACCAAAACACACACAGAAUGUAAGAGUAAAGCAAUUGAAUUUAAGAUUUGAAGGAUGUUUAAUGUAAGUUUUACGAUAAAUUGCCGGCAAAUUGCAAUAACUUUGCGUGUGGUAACUGUGGACAUAUGAAAAAUUCAACCGAAUGUGCAAGGAUAAACGAAGAGAUGAGCAUUAAUUAUACAAAUUACUUAUUACAAGAUAUGUGAAAAUAAAGAAAUUAGC
Molecule: messenger RNA, 5419 nt
Organism: Drosophila obscura
Lineage: Eukaryota; Metazoa; Arthropoda; Insecta; Diptera; Drosophilidae
Gene: BicD
Product: protein bicaudal D
Exons: 8
Coding region: 704-3043 (779 amino acids)
Biological process (GO): microtubule anchoring at microtubule organizing center; protein localization to organelle; regulation of microtubule cytoskeleton organization
Cellular component (GO): Golgi apparatus; cytosol
Molecular function (GO): dynein complex binding; cytoskeletal adaptor activity; dynactin binding
Source: RefSeq, a predicted model, not a curated record